This is a messenger RNA of Sclerotinia sclerotiorum 1980 UF-70, 390 nucleotides long. RefSeq lists its product with no specific name. The record is from RefSeq and is a predicted model, not a curated record. The transcript is spliced from 3 exons. The coding region runs from base 1 to 390 and encodes 129 amino acids. NCBI's taxonomy places the organism in Eukaryota, Fungi, Ascomycota, Leotiomycetes, Helotiales, Sclerotiniaceae.
AUGUUUAAUAUUGAGAAAAUUUCAGAGCAGAAGCGCAACCACAAAGCAGCAUAUCUGAUACAGCCACCGCCCUCCAACAUCGACGCUAGACCAUUUAAUGGACAUUGCCUUGGAUUUAAAGAUUUUCGGGACACUUAUUAUCACUUGGGACAUAUCUGCAUUGACGAUGCAAAAAUAGCAAAGCUACAGGCUAUUAUUGAAGAGACAUCGGAAAGAAGGAAGCUCGGGGAUGAGCAAAGUAACUCUAAACGUGCAAAGAUUGGAGAAAUAGACACUAGUCGGGGAUUCGGGGGAGGGCUGCUGAAUGCCUUUUCUAGUCUUGCUGGCUGGCUGGGUAGCAGUACUUUGGGAUGGGAAGCUUUUCUAUGGAAACAACUCACCAUGUUGUAG